This is a messenger RNA of Caenorhabditis bovis, 1683 nucleotides long. Lineage: Eukaryota; Metazoa; Nematoda; Chromadorea; Rhabditida; Rhabditidae. The record is from the annotation of a GenBank genome assembly.
AUGUAUCUACGGAAAAAUGUUUUCUAUCACCACGCACGAGCAAUUAAAUCACACGGAAUCUGUAAUUAUCAAACACCGCAACGAUUUCCUUGUCCGCAGUGUAACACCAAAGUUGGGACCCUCGAGAGCCUGUGCAAUCACCUUCAUCAGAUCCACAAGAUACCAUCGGAGAUCAAAACUGAAAUGUUUAAUUCUGAAGCGGAAUUUAACGAGUUUCGGUUUCGAUUAGAAGGCAAAGGUGGAAAUUUUCGAAUGACUCGCGGAAAUAAAAAAAAUAAGAAGGGUAUCACCCAAUAUUAUCGAUGUAAUCGAGCUCGACAAAUCAGCAAAAAUGAGAUAUUGGCUGGAAUGAAGCGGAAGAGGCCGACGAAGCAAAUUGUAAGAACCGAGGAUUGUUGCACAGCGUUCUUUAAUAAAUCUUACCUUCUGAACGGUGUUAUCGAGGUCCGAUAUUGCGACUAUCAUCUGCAUUAUGAUGAGAGAGUUAGAAUUCCGGACCUUCUGAAAAUUCGUGUUCUGGAACUUUCCAACAAACAUCUUCCAUUUAAGGCCAUUCUGAUGAUGGUGAAAGAUGAGAGGUACUCAUUUUGCGAUCGCAACUCGUCUCAAGAUCGUCGAAUAAUGGCAAUGACAAUUUCGGAUAUUCGCAUGAUCGUAUCAACUCAACAAAAGCAAAAAAGAUUGAUCAAUCGAAUGAAAAAUGACGAAACUCAUGGUGUUGGUAACGAACCGCUUACCUUGCCAAUAUCUUAUUUAAAACUUCCCAAAACUGAUACAACGAAUAUUGACGACGAUGAUGCAUCUUACUUAGAGGUUUACCUUGACAAUCUGAACGACGCGAAAAGGGUGCAUUUUGAGAUGUUCUUUAAAGAAAUGAGCGCCUCACAGCAACUAUUGGAAACUCUCAAGUUGAAUCCUAUGAUGAAUGCAAAAAUUAAUCAAUAUUUGAGUAUAGUUCUUGAAAAAUCUCGUAAGCUAAGAAAUAUAAUAAUCUCUGUGAACGCUUCAAUCAAUUCCGAAAAUGACAAUAAAAUCGCUGAAGAGGAGCGCUCUAAUGAUUCAGACGAAUUUAUUGAUAUUGUUGGAUUGAAUAGCGGAAUUGAGAGAAUGAACUCUUUUGUUAUCCUGGUUCUUGUUGUACUUGUUAGCGCCACUGUUGCCCAAUUCGGGCCAGGAUUCGGCGGAGGGCCAGGAUUUGGAGGACCGGGAUUCGGAGGUGGACCUGGAUUCGGAGGUGGACCUGGAUUCGGAGGGAGACCUGGAUUCGGAGGUGGACCUGGAUUCGGAGGGAGACCUGGAUUCGGAGGGCCUUCUGGAGGAUUCGGAGGAAGAAAUGGAUUCGGAGGAGGACCAUCUGGAGGAUUUGGUGGAAGAAAUGGAGGCGGAUUCGGUGGGCGCGAUAACGGAUUCGGAGACAACGGAGGACGCGGUGGAGGAGGAUUCGGAGGAAACAAUGGAGGACGCGGUGGUGGAUUCGGAGGAAACAAUGGAGGUCGCGGUGGAGGUCGUGAUAAUGGAUUCGGAGGUCGUGGAGGAAAUGGAGGAGGCCGUGGAGGAAAUGGAGGAGGUCGUGGAGGAAAUGGAGGAGGCCGUGGAGGAAACAUGGGAGGACGAGGAGGUGGUCGCACUGAUAACCACGGCGUUCGAAUUGCCGAAAACGUGCUCGCUACACUUUUGGGAUAG